Molecule: messenger RNA, 4034 nt
Organism: Cylicocyclus nassatus
Lineage: Eukaryota; Metazoa; Nematoda; Chromadorea; Rhabditida; Strongylidae
Source: the annotation of a GenBank genome assembly
AAGGAGAAAAAGCCUUACUCUCCGUUGCUGUUUAUUCUGUCACAUAUAUACCAAUCUGCACUGGAUUACUGAAAAGGAUGAAGGCCGCACCGCUGGAUAAAGUCCAAUUUUCCAAACGUAAGAGAACGAUACCAACUGCUGGACUACUGGAUGUGAUGCGAAAUGCCGAUUGGAAGGAUUAUAUGUUACUAUUCGGCGGAAUUCAGCUCAGCAUUCUCAACGGGGCCUUAGUGCCCUGCCAAUGCUAUAUUUUCCAAGGGAUGUGCGAUACCCUGAUCAAUGCGGAGCGUAACCAAACUUACACUGAACUAGAUAUGGAGGACUUUUCUUCGAACGUUCUGUAUUACUGUAGUCUAUAUAUAUACCUAGCUAUCACACUUUUGUUGACUGGUUAUCUCUCGAAUGCUUGUUUGUUCACAUUAUGUGAGCGGCGGAUUCACUGUAUUCGCAAGAAAUUCCUGAAAUCAGUUAUGCGGCAAGAUAUGGCAUGGUUUGACACUCAACAAAUAGGAGCCCUCACAGAUAAAAUGAGCAGUGGAAUAGAGCGAUUAAAGGACGGGAUUGGCGAUAAGUUGGGAGUACUGAUGUCAGCACAAGGAAGUUUUUUGGCUGGUAUAGCAUUAGGUUAUUACUUGAGCGCGAAAAUUACGAUGCUGAUGAUAUUUGCGGUGCCAGCUCUUCUCGGAGCCACAAUUGUCUCAACAAAGAUCAUCUCAAGAGCUGCCAAAUCCAAAUCUUAUGCCCAGUCAAGAGCUGGCGGUAUCGCCAAUGAAGUUAUUUCUGGAAUCCGCACUGUUAUGGCAUUCAAUGCUCAGCCGGCUGAAAUUCAUCGAUAUGAAAAAGAGUUGAGAUUGGCGAGAAAUCUCGGCAUACACGAAGGUCUGGUUUUGAGCGGAUUUGCAGGAUUGAACGCUUUUCUUACUUUCGCCGUUAUGUCUAUUUCAUUCUGGUAUGGAACAUCACUUGUUGUCGACGAGGAGGUUACCCCAGGAACAGUUGUCGCUGUUUUCUGGGCAGUGUUGAUCGGUACUCGACGUUUGGGAGAUGCCAUUCCACAAAUGGGAGCGCUUAUCAGUGCGCAACUUGCGGCUGCUGACAUAUUUGCCAUCAUCAAUAGAGUGCCAGACAUUGACAGUACAAAAACGGAAGGUUUCACUCCAGAAAAAAUCACGGGAAAGCUUAGCUUCUCCAAUGUUAACUUUUCUUAUCCAUCCCGACCUGAUGUGAAAGUUCUAAAGGACGUCAGCUACGAGGUGAAUCCGGGUGAAACGGUGGCGUUGGUAGGACAUUCUGGAUGCGGGAAAUCCACGAUGAUUGGACUGCUGCUGCGAUUUUAUGAGCAAACCUCUGAAAAUUCUGGAGUAGUGGCUCUCGAUGGUGUUCCACUUCGCGAAUAUAAUAUCAAAUGGCUAAGAAACGCUAUUGGCGUAGUACAGCAAGAACCUGUUAUAUUCUCGGCUACGGUAGCGGAAAAUGUACGAAUGGGCGAUGACUCCUUGACAGAUGCAGAGGUGGAGGAAGCUUGUCGAAUGGCUAAUGCACUAGAUUUCAUUAAAAAGCUUGGCGAUGGUUUUGAAACAGUCAUCGGUGAAGGCGCUGUGCAACUGUCUGGCGGCGAAAAACAACGCAUUGCUCUUGCUCGAGCUCUGGUCCGCAGGCCACAGAUUCUCAUUCUGGACGAGGCUACUAGCGCUCUGGAUACAGAAAGCGAAAGAGCUGUGCAAGAAGAGUUGAAUGUGGGCAAGAAAAAUCGAACUACAAUCUGCAUAGCGCACAGGCUUUCGACAGUCAAGGAUGCAGACAAAAUCAUAGUUUUCGAGGACGGUCGCAUUGUUGAAAAAGGCACUAAUGAUGAACUAAUGGCAAUAGAAGAAGGAAUUUACAAAGGAAUGGUUAAGGCUCAAGAAAUCGCUCAGGGACAAGAAGACACUACCCUAGAUGAUGUUGAACCAGUGGAUAUGCACAGAAGUGGAUUCACAGAAAAAUCUCCAAACGGGGAAGAGGAAGCAAAGCUGAGAGCAAGAGAUUCUGCGCGUCUUCGUCAAAGUAUGUUAAGUACCUCAACACAAGAGCCCGAAUGGGAGAUUGAAAGCGCCCGUGAAGACAUGGCCGAAGAAGGCGCAGUGGAAGCCUCAUUGUUUGACAUUUUUGAAUAUGCGAAACCGGAAUUUCCAAUGGCUACACUAGCGUUGACAAAUACCAUAAUCCGAGGAUUGACUUGGCCAAUAUUCGCGAUCAUCUACGGAAAAUUGUUUUUGCUGUUUGCCAGUGAAGAUUUGGAUACUGUAGCUGCCGGAAGUACCACGAAUUCGGCGCUUUUCUUUGUGCUUGCAGUCGUAGCCGGUGCAGCCACAUUCGUCUCUGGUGCACUUUAUGGUAUAACGGGAGAAAAAAUGGCAAUGCGUUUGAGAAUGGAUGUUUUCAAGAAUAUCAUGCGUCAAGAUGCCUCCUAUUUUGACAAUCCAAAACACAACACGGGAGCUUUGACUGCUCGUUUGGCAUCAGAUGCACCCAACGUCCAAGCGGCCAUUGAUCAACGAUUUGCUGAAGUGAUGCAAGGAGUCAGCGCGCUCAUUGCUGGUGUCACUGUCGCUUUUUACUACGGGUGGAAUGUCGCUCCUAUUGGUUUGGCUUCGGCUAUAGCGCUAGGAAAGUUCUUUUCCUAUUCGUUUGCUUAUUUAGAACUCGCCAUGAUAGAUAUGAUUGCACAAAUUACUGUCACACAAUAUUUGAAAGUUCGCGGACAAGAAGAUAUGGAAACAGCAGUAGAAGCAAGCAAGAUAGUCACUGAGUCGAUCGCCAACACCAAAACUAUUCAAGCACUGGGAAAAGAAUGCUACAUGUACCAAGCCUAUAAAGCUGCUGCACGUGAACCUCACAGAAGAGCAAUAAUAAGAGGUCUGUGGCAAUCGUUAUCGUAUGCAUUGGCAAACUGCUUUGUUAUGACGAACUUUGCUAUCGUCUAUGCUUUCGGGUUGUGGUUGAUCAGAAAUGGGUGGAGCACUCCAUUUACCGUAUUCCAAGUCAUCGAAGCGCUGAACUUGUCGUCGUACAGUAUGAUGACCGCUGCAUCCUAUCUUCCAGAAUAUAUUCGUGCUAGAAUUUCGGCCGGUGUGAUGUUCACAAUGAUGCGAGAACGACCAAAGGUUGACAACAUGGGCCACCAGGGCGAAAAACCAGAAAUCAAAGGCGAUAUAGUUCUGAGGAACGUCUACUUCUCUUACCCAGCGCGACGGCGAGCGCUUAUUUUACAAGGUGUGGAUAUUUCUGUGAAGCAUGGACAGACUGUAGCUCUUGUGGGACCGAGUGGAUGCGGAAAGAGCACUAUAAUUCAGCUAGUUGAACGAUAUUACGAUGCUCUAUGCGGAUCUGUGACCAUUGAUAAAUAUGAUGUACGCGAUCUAUCCAUUCGUCAUAUGCGCGACAGUAUGGCACUUGUAGGACAAGAACCCACGCUUUUCAACAUGACUAUUAGUGAAAAUAUAAUGUAUGGAAUGGAACGUUGCACACAAGAAGAAGUCGAGCGUGCAGCUCGUUUUGCCAAUAUUCAUGAUUUUAUCAUGUCACUACCAGACGCUUACGACACUGUGGUUGGCACGAAAGGGGCAUUACUGUCAGGUGGUCAGAAGCAACGUAUCGCGAUUGCGCGAGCUAUUGUCAGAGACCCAAAAAUUCUAUUGCUAGAUGAGGCUACAAGUGCUUUGGACACCGGAAAUGAAAAGGUUGUGCAAGAAGCUCUUGACAAAGCACGACAGGGCAGAACUUGUAUAGUGAUUGCGCAUCGUUUGUCAACAGUACAGAAUUCCGAUGAGAUCGUCGUCUGUAAGGACGGCCGUGUGAUUGAGAGAGGAACUCACCAAACACUGCUAGCUAGGAAAGGAAUGUACUAUAAACUCGUAGAACGUCAGAAUCAUUAAGGAAGUCUCUACCACAAGGAGACACUUCGUAGCGAGUAUAUUCAUACUCAGGGUACAGGGUAUAUGCACGUCAUGUGUGAAAUGUAGUAUUGCAAUAAAUUUUCAUUUUGAACAUGU